Messenger RNA from Drosophila ficusphila, 2637 nucleotides. RefSeq names its product serine-aspartate repeat-containing protein F. The transcript is spliced from 7 exons. The coding region runs from base 490 to 1647 and encodes 385 amino acids. NCBI's taxonomy places the organism in Eukaryota, Metazoa, Arthropoda, Insecta, Diptera, Drosophilidae. The record is from RefSeq and is a predicted model, not a curated record. Gene Ontology annotation, molecular function: protein binding.
CGAAACUGCGACGCAAAAAGGCGGAACGAAUUCGGAUUUUCACUUCACAGAAGGAAAAACAUUUCCACUUUCGGCUGCAACAAAGUAUUUAAAGUCGGUGUUUGUAAACUGAAUAAAUAUGCAGAGAUUGUGCAUCUGAAACAUAAAUAUUGCCGCGUAAUCAUUGAACCAGAAUCGAAGGACUCGUGUUGUGUGUGUGCAAGGAAAACUCUUGCAAGCAUAUUUGCAGCUUCAACUGCGUAGAAGCCAGGGAAAACACACGUUAAUUAGUUUUUACCCACGCCGCAGAAUCUUUGACACGAGAAAAGUCCGGCGGGGACUCGUCGUUAAUUAAUCCUGGGACUUGCUGGCUCCGCAGCUCGGAAAAAAUCCGACAGGCUGGAUAUGCAUUAACCAGGUGGACGAGACGCCGCUCGUAAAUAAUUGAAGACAAGCAAAUGAAAAUGCAAAACUGAAGAUUGCCCGAUUCCUAAAUUGCUAGCAGAGAUCAUGUCAAACCUCCUCUACAUGGACAAGUCGAAUGGCAAUGGCGUCUAUGCGGUCAGGCCAAACAGCAGCAAUGGCCAAAUGGACAACGAUAAUGGCCUAAUCGCAGCAGGUGCUCCUGCCACCACCUCAACCACAUCAGCAGCAGCAGCAGGAACAGGUGCAAAUGCAACCAUGAUGGCCACUACAAACAACAUAAGCAUAAUGAACGGAGCGGCUGCCGCAGCCGCAGCUUCCGCUUCCGGUCUGCCCACUUCCGCCUCCAGCGAGGACCUCAGCCAAAGCCUGUCCGAGUACACGGAUGCCGACGAGAGCAUAUCCGCGCCCACAGAGUUUCUGGCCGAGUUCCUGUCCGCCGUGAUGCUCAAGGACUACAAAAAGGCAUUGAAAUACUGCAAAUUGAUUCUCCAAUACGAGCCCAACAAUGCCACGGCCAAAGAGUUCUACCCACUCAUCCUGGACAAGCUGAGGGCAGUGGCCACAUCCAGCGACAGCGAUGAGAACUACAAUAAAUCUUCAUCACCCGAACUGGCGUUGGAUCUGCAUGCCUCCGAUGUGGAGGCGGAUGUCGACGUGGAUGAAUGCGGCGAUGGAGAAGCGGAUGUGGAUGCGGAUGCGGAUGCAGAUGCAGAUGCUGAUGAUGUCGAUGGCAGCGAGAGCAGCAACAAUUGCUCCGAGGAGGAGGAUAAUGGAUGGGGUGACGAUGAGAUUGACAAUGUGGAUGUGAUGGAUGGCGAGGAGGAGAGCAGCAGCAGUGGCGACGACUUCGAGCUGCCCAUCGACGAUGCAGGACAGGAUCCCGUGGCUCUGGCAUCCCACAACCAUCAUGCUCACAUUCACUCGCAUUCGCAUUCCCAUUCGCACAACGAUUCGGGAUCCUCGAGGAAUUCGUCGAGUGGCGGAGGCGGUCGCAGUGACAACACCACACAUUCCUACUCCAGUUUGCUUUUGGAGGAGGAGGACGACAUCGUGCCGGUGAGCCUCAACUUUGGCCUAAAGGAAAAUCCAGCUGCUGACCUGGAUGUGAGCAAUGGCAACAAAGUUCCAUCCGCAUCCUGCAGUGACUCGGAAUCCCCAACAGAACCGCUCACCCAGCGUCUGGCAGCCAUCCUUCGAUCCAAAUGCGGAGUAUCCGCUGGUGGCACCGAUGAGCCCUACUAAAUAUAAAUAUAAAAAACUUAAUCCAACACUGUGCAGGAAUUGUUUUGGUGUGGAUAUACUAAAAAGGGAUUAAAGUAAUGGCAAUUUUGUAGUAAAGAAGAACAGAAUGUAAUUGAGGUUUAAAUUUUUUUACCUGCUGCACAGUGACAUCUAUAUAUUCUUGUAUAACUCUAUAAAGACACUCCACCCUUUGCCCCGCUAGUCUCUCCACUAGUGCGAUCGCUUUACGAACCUAGAAACCGUCCCUAACUGCAUACUCUCGUAUCUCGUAUCUUGUAUCUCCAAUUGCAAACGUUUUCUCCCUAGGACAAACAUAUCGUACAAAACUCUAUAAGUACUUAUAUACAUCAAUACCUAUUUAUACAAUAUAUAUAUUGUACAUGUUUAGCCUAGACAUAGCCACAGAGCCCAAUAAAGAUAUACUCGAUAUUGUAAAAUGCAUAUGGCGAUGAUUAGGUGAUUAUACACGUACACAUGAAGUGGUAAACCAAAUCAAUAUAUAGAUUUACAUAGAUUUACACGUAUAUAUUUUAGUAAGACACCCAUUCAGAACGCACAGGACUUGGAAUGCUUUACAUAUUUGCAUUUGAUAGAGAUCGAUUUUUUCCCCGGGAUAUAGAACAGAGAUACGGAGCUAAGGAUAAGUCUGAUUAAAGACAGAAAGAACGAACGAACGGAAAACUACAACUGAAAUGGUCCAAAGUCACAAACUACGUAGAAGAAUGUAAAUAUAUAUAUUUUGUAUCAAUUAAGCCUGUACUCAAGUCUCUUAAUUCGUUCGAUUACUUUUGUUUUCUAAGUUAAACAGGGAUAUAACUCUAAAAACUCCCCCGGUAAUAAACAUUAUAAUUAAUAAUAUUCAUAUAAAUAUUUGUAUCUGACAUGUGUAGCUCUCUCGGCUAAGUUUUCCUAACUGUAUUGUUGAAUUAUAUAAUCCAAAUGGUCUGUAUGUUCAUGGAGGACAAUUGUAAUAAAAUGUGGCAAGAAAGC